This is a messenger RNA of Fundulus heteroclitus (mummichog), 3954 nucleotides long. Its product is annotated as myelin regulatory factor like. Bases 297 to 3152 code for a protein of 951 amino acids. The transcript is spliced from 24 exons. Gene Ontology annotation, biological process: protein autoprocessing; positive regulation of DNA-templated transcription. Gene Ontology annotation, molecular function: sequence-specific DNA binding; DNA-binding transcription factor activity. Gene Ontology annotation, cellular component: nucleus; endoplasmic reticulum membrane. Lineage: Eukaryota; Metazoa; Chordata; Actinopteri; Cyprinodontiformes; Fundulidae. The record is from RefSeq and is a predicted model, not a curated record.
CUGAGAGACACGGGCAAUCCACAGAUACGCACUACAAACCGAAUUUAAAAAAAGGUUGCUAAAGGAAGGGAUUCUGCCUGCUGUAACCUCAAAAGAAGAGGUUUUAUAUCGGGCACUUUUGGAGAAACGUAAUUCUGGAGCCGAAUCCGCUUUCACACAUGGAUUGUACCUGAAGACGAGCAGGUCGGAUAAAGAUUGCCUCUGUUUGACUGGCUGGCAGCCAUUUUGGAGACGAACACAGUAGUCACCAGUGGAGAUCCUCCUGACUCUUACACAUACCAGCACAACACCGCCCCAUGCAUGGCAGCAUGGAGCCUGGAGCCAGUGGGCCACCGCUCCAGGUUCUUGGAGAGAAUGAGGCGCUGCAGCAGUUCUUCAGCGGUCAGGACGUCAGUAGUGUGUUGGACAGCUCUGUUCCCGUAGACACCAGCAUCCUGGAGCAGUACCUCACUAACGACAUGGACGCCAGCAACUUCAUGUUGCCUGAGUCUCCUCCGGAUUCGAGCUCAGAGGCAUGCUCUCCUCCACAGAUACCAGACCACAGAUACAACCAAUCCUGCUGGUCCACCCCCCCAGAGGCAUUUCAACCCGCAAACCUCCCCACCUCCUGUCACUUUAAGGAUCGAGGCUCCACUCUUCCUGACUCUGAUCGACUCUUUCGGCCCCCUUCCUGUUCAUUAAAAGAUGGAGGCUCAGUGCCGUGCCACUCUGACUCUAUGACCCACAACCAGCUCUGUGGUUUGGGCCUCACAGACACUUGCUUAAAGUCUAGGACUCCACCUGACCCACACGUCCUACCUGUUCAUCAAGACACUAGCCACCCACCUGAACUCUUCUUAAAUCCAGGAAGCAUUUUGCAAGGUUACACUCCACCCACACCUCCGUCUCCAUCUAGUACUUACAUUUCCCCCAUGACUGACCCAGGUUUGGUCCAUAAUCUCCCUGCGUCAUCUUCAAUCUGUGUGCCCGGCUCAGUCUCCACAUCCCACACCUGUUCCCAGGACAGUAAGAAGAGAAGGAGGUCUGACUCCGAGGACUCAUUUGCAGCAGUCGAAGCUGCCUGUUGUGAAGGUGAUGGGACUCACAACACUCUAACUGGACUGGGUCUGGGUUCCUCUCAGUUGCUCAGAUGGGAACACUACAGGCGAGAACAUUGGAGCACUUUAUACAGCACCAGUUACCAAACCUUGGCGCCUCCUGCCUACCACAUUGAUACGGAUAAAGGCUUCAACUACUCCCCCGUUGACGAGGCCUUUGUGUGUCAGAAGAAGAACCACUUUCAGGUCACAGUUCACAUCGGUGUGGCCGCAGAGCCGCAUUACGUCCGAACGCCCACCGGACCGCAGAAAAUUGGCCACUUUCAGAUAAAAGUGUUUGGGAUCAAGCUUGAAACACCCAGCCAGGAGGUGACGAUAGAGCAGUCUCAACCUGACCGCAGCAAGAAGCCCUUCAACCCUGUCAGGGUCAGUGUGCCUAGUGGCAAAAUAACCAAAGUAACUCUUGGCCGACUACACUUCAGCGAGACAACGUCCAACAACAUGAGGAAGAAAGGCAAACCCAACCCUGACCAGAGGUAUUUCCAGAUGGUGGUCGGCCUUUACGCUGCCGUCAAAGAAGAGACUUUUCUUCUUGCUGCGCUGAUGUCGGAGAGAAUUAUUGUUAGGGCGUCCAAUCCGGGCCAGUUUGAGACCGACGGGGACACCAUGUGGCAGCGAGGGUCAGUUCCGGACGCUGUGGUCUGUCACGGUCGAGUCGGUAUCAAUACUGACUCCCCUGAUGAAGCCCUGGUAGUAUGCGGUAAUGCUAAGGUGAUGGGCGCCAUCAUGCAACCGUCUGACUGCCGAGCAAAGCAAAACAUACAGGAGGUAGACUCUGAGCAACUUCUUAAGAGAAUCAAUCAGAUGAGGAUUGUUGAAUUUGAAUACAAGCCAGAGUUUGCCUCCAACAUGGGAAUAGAUCAUACCCAUCAAACAGGAGUAAUAGCUCAGGAGGUAAAGGAGCUGCUUCCAUCAGCAGUCAUGGAGGUUGGCGACGUAAUCUGCUCGGACGGAGAGAUAAUCGAAAAUUUCCUAAUGGUUGACAAGGAGCAGAUCUUCAUGGAGAACGUGGGAGCUGUUCAGCAGUUGGCAAAACUUACCGACAACCUGGAGAAUCGUAUCCAAGAGCUGGAGGUUUGGAACCGCCGACUAGCAAAGUUGAAGAGCUUGACGGGCAGCCUGCGCUCCACUGGGAGUAAAGCCCCGGUUCACAGCAGCGCUUCAACAACACCGAACCCAGAGCCAUGUAAGACUGCAAAGGCUCAAAAGAAGGACCGGUGUCAGAAGUUCCUCCACCUUCUCCAGAAUAAAAUCUUCCUGGCCAGCAUCUUUACCUUCCUGGUCACUAUGGCCGUCUGUAUAAUCUCCGUUUCAGUGCUCUACCUGGUGAAUUUGAAGGAGGUAGGCACUGACACCUUUCCUGGCAACAGCAACAGCAGCGGAUCUCCCAUGCCGACAGUAGUUUCACCUACCACAGCCUUAGCAACCACACAUCCUGGUUCCUGGCCUCCUGACGUGAGCUUCUGUGACCUGCUGUACUGUGAUCAGGUGUACUGCUGCCCUUCAUCCACAGGGGGCAGCACUGUCUCCAGCAUCCCAACCACAACACCAGCCAGAAACCUAACAAGAACAGGAAGAAGACAAGAAAAGUUUAACCCCCUCUUGAAAGCUGUUGGAGACUGGCGAAACACAACCAUUCACACGUUCAUGAUUAAAGAGAACCAGCAGGUGAUUGACGGCAGAUACUGCAUGAGGGAUGAAUGUGGGCCUGAAAGAUACAUUUUUAGAGUUCCUAUCAGCCAAUUUGUUCCUGUCAACAUGAGAGUCACGCUGCUUAUGAAUUCCACAGAGUUGUUGGUGGUUCAUCUAUGUGCGGUAGAUGAGUCCUCCACUUGUUCUGCUCUGCUCAGUUCAAGCACGGACCCUGGAAGCAGGUACCCUUCAAAUACUCAGGGGGAACAUGAGUGGCCUCUUCAGGUGGCUCGGCUUUAUUACAGCUCCUAUCACUUCCGGUCUGCAGUAGCUGGUCAAGCAGACUGCAGUACUGACCAUCACUACGCGGGGGCGCUCUUCACAGAUUAUUACUUCAACUUCUACAGACGCUGCACAGACUGAUAAACAUUUACUCCUCACAGAAAAUUAAUUAAAAUGGUGUCGUCUAGCAGAUCCCCAGUUUUACUGCUUGAGAGUCAAAGUAACUGAAGAAGGCUUUUAUUACUUUGCUGUAACACUUUGUUUUUUAUGGAUAGCAAGUGCAUUUUAUUGCGAAUUGAAGCUAAUUCUAAAAGACGUCAGGAAUGAAAGUAUCGGAGAUUACAUAACUAGUCCUUUUAAAUCUGUUUUGCACACUAAUUUAUUCUAGGUGUGUUUCGGAAAAAUUUAAAACAAACUCCUGCGAUUUAAAUGAAAAACUGCUGUAUGUAUUUUUUUUUCAUGAAAUAUUUUUGUUCCCAAUGAAGCACUUGGACGUUUUACCUUUGUUUAUGUAAAGCCUGAAUUUGCACUGUAAUAAACUUGUGCUGAGGGAUUGUUAGAAACGGCUGGUCAGAAGUUUACACUUUUGUCGACUAGCAAGUGAAUUACUUUUAAAUCUGGCUACAAAUAAGUAGCUGAAAUAUUUAAAUUAGUUGCUGCAAAGUAGUAUUUUUUUAAACAAUUUAAACAACCAAAAAUCUAAAUUUCAACUUUAUGAAUUUUCAAACCAUGUCAAAGAAGAAAAAGUAGUUGUUGAUAUUAUUAAAUAAAACCCAAUCCCAUUUCAUGGCCCCAGAUUUACCGCUUAAUGAUCACUGACCCAAACAGUGUCGCCUUUUGUGGAUAAUUUUGAUGUAAAUCUUGGAUGGUGGUGGUUCUGGUCGUCCUCACAGCAAAAAUAGAGCUAAAAAUAAGAAAAUAUUUCUUGAAAUGAGUGUAUUUU